AUGAAUUUCACAUGUGGACCAUUUAUUGUUUGUGUUAUUGGAAUUUUGUUGCAUUAUUCAUACAGAAAAAUACUCCAUCCGUCCCAAAAUACAAAGUUGAGUCACUUAUUUUGGGACGGUUCUCGGGCUGAAACUGAUAUUCAAAAUUGUAGGUUCUGUGAGAGUGUUGUAAUGUUUGUAAUUAUAUAUUGCUUUUGA
Messenger RNA from Triticum turgidum subsp. durum (durum wheat), 198 nucleotides. The record is from the annotation of a GenBank genome assembly. Lineage: Eukaryota; Viridiplantae; Streptophyta; Magnoliopsida; Poales; Poaceae.